UAAUCCUAAUGUCCGAGGCCGCAGGAAAUCUAAACAGCCUGCGCAUGGCGAACGUGGCCCUGCGAGAAGAAUUAAAUGCCCUUCGCGGGGAGAAUGCCAACUUAGGCCUUCAGCUCGGAAGAGCCCUAGCCGAGGUUAAUUCCUUGCGGGGCAACGUCUCGAGCUACAUCCGCUGGCCAGUGCCGGUGGUGCCCGUCCUUGCCGAGGAGAACUUUGAGUUCCCGCUCAGCGAGAUCGACGCAGUUCCCGAGGGAGAGCUGCCUUUCUUGUGCUGGCCUCCCCCUCGCGCGGAGCCCGAGUAUGCCUCGGACGAACUGCUGAUUAGCGUGAUCCAGGAUUGCGGUACCUCCGACGCGCCCGUCGACCCUCCCCCGCUGCCCAUCCCGCCCCCGCCGGCGCUGCCCCCGCCCCCAUCGAAGGAGCAGCCGGCACAGCCUCCUCUGCCGCCGCUGGAGCGGCCUGAGUUAGAGCCCUUCUCGGGCGACCCGGUCUAUCUGGCCGAAUUCCUGAUGCGGCUAGAGACCUUCAUAGCUGACCAUGAGGAUCAUUUCCCCGGGGGCGCCGAGCGGGUGGCCUUUCUGAUCUCCUUUUUCACUGGUGAAGCCAAGGACUGGGCCAUCUCAGUCACCCGGGAAGGAAGCCCCCUGCGUGCCAACUUCCCACGCUUCCUGGAUGAGAUCCGUAAGGAAUUCUGCGGGCCCAUCCCCCCAAGUGUGGCUAAAAAGGCCAUCCGCAAGCUCAAGCAGGGGGAUUGUACUCUAGGCAGCUAUGCGGAUGCUUUUCAGUUCCUGGCCCAAUUCUUGUCUUGGGAUGACUGCCGCCUUCAAAACCAAUUCCUUAAAGGCCUGUCAGAAUUCUUCCGCAAGGAGCUCUUAUGGUCAACCGAAAUGGCCGACCUGGAUGAGCUGAUUCUCGAAUGUGUGGAGAUAGAAAGAAAAGUGCGUGUCCCCAAGCCAAUCCCUCUCCCUGGGGUUCGCAACAUCUUCUUCCCUUUUGCUAAGGACCCUAAUAUCGACGACAGUGAUGAAGAAGAGUACUACAGUGACGAAGAUGAAGAGGCACGCAGGCGCAAGCUUUACGACAGGGAACAGCGAAGGCACGUGAGAGGUAUUCAGCAGGAGGCGAAGGAGGAGGAGGAGAAGAGGAAGAAGGAGGAAGAGAUGAGGAAGAAGCAGCUGGAGGAGAUAAAGCAGAAACAGGAAGUGGAGGAAGAGGACGAUGAGGACGAGGAGGUGGAUGUGGGUGUGGAGGUGAACAUAUUCAAGAGGAGCGAGGAUGAAGAUGAGAAUAAGGGUGGGGAGGCAGGUGCAGAUGGGGGCCAGGAGCCAGAGCAGGAGACAGAGCAAGAGCCAGAACAGGAGCAAGAGUCAGAGGAUGAGACCCAAGAUGAUGACCUCGACGAGCUGAUGGAGAUGGAGCCGACCGUUGCCCACGCUUCAUCCCAGACUACUGGCUACUAUCAUGAAAAUUUCCUGGAUGCAUCGCCUCCCAUCAUACAGCCUAGCAGACGGAGGAACCAGAACCGAGUCCCGCUUCUGGAGGGCCUUCCGGGUACUAAUUCACCGUUCUACAGUUCGCCGCCACUGAUUCGCCGCGCAGGUCGCUUGGGGCAACGCCAGAUUCGAAGACGUCCCCCGGUGCUAUUCCGCCUCACUCCGAGACAGGGGGGCCACCGGGCGGCACGUGGCCGAAUUCGCGUGUGAGUGCUGGGGCGAGCUGGCCAAGCAGAACACACCCUUCUACUGCGUCCCCUGCCCCUGCUAUCGCUGCCACACCUGCCUCUUUUGCUGACCAGUACUUGAGGGAGUUCCAGACCUGCAGAGCCCGAAGAAGACUUCUAGAACACCGAAUCAUCUUGCAGCCCUGACCAGCGAGUGCUGCACAUCCAACCAAGGCCACCUGGGAAAGAAGGGAUCAGCGAUAGCUGUCCUCUUGGUGUGCACUCUGCUCAGGCUUGCCACAAGUUAGAGAGAAGGUUUCUGGGCCUGUUCCCAUAAAAGAACUAACUGGUCACCCUCUUGUAUUUCCCCUCUAGUUGUUCCUAACCCUCACCUCUCCUGCGUUUAUUCACCCUGCAUUCUAUGGUUUUAUCCUCUGACUGGAUCACCAGGACGUCACCCAAUGCCUCACUGAUCUGCCCCCACACCAGUGAGCAAAAGGACAGGCUACACUGAACUCCUAAAGCCACCGAGGCCACUUACUAGAUAUAAUCAACGGAGAGCAGGAUGGUAUCAAGAGAUGUACCUAGAAACCGACACUUGCUUCAAGCCACACCUCCAGCAGAAGGGCCACGAAGAGAACUCUACAUCUAGCCCAGUGUGCGCACACAAAGCCACACAUCAGAUGGACAACUUGGCUGAGAUUUGUUCUUGACUGACUGAGCAAGCUUGUUCCUCCU
Molecule: messenger RNA, 2398 nt
Organism: Neofelis nebulosa (Clouded leopard)
Lineage: Eukaryota; Metazoa; Chordata; Mammalia; Carnivora; Felidae
Gene: RTL5
Product: retrotransposon Gag like 5
Exons: 1
Coding region: 9-1703 (564 amino acids)
Source: RefSeq, a predicted model, not a curated record